UGUGUGUGUGUGUGUGUGUGUGUGUGUGUUUAAUAAGCGUCGGUGCGAGCAAAAAGGUUUAAAGCCCUUCCUUUCCCCGUCCUCUCGACAGCUUGCCUCAAUCCCCCAUCCGAUCCCACCCCCACCCAUCCCAGUAAUUACCGCUGACGCGGGCAGGCACACAACAAAACUCACCUGACCUUCUAGUAAUGCAACCAACCCCUUCCCUACCUUGACACAAGUUAUAAGUAUGGUAAAUUCUACAACAGGACGGCAAACAGACAAAGACUCGAGUGUAAACAACCCGCGCCACUAACAACCACUUGCCACCAGACCAAAGCAUAAAACCAAGGCCUUGCAAGAAAUUACACACAAUUGCAUGUACUCACCACUAUGUCGGAUAGCCAGAGGUCACAGUGUUCUUGGGCAACUUGUAAUUCACCCAACGUCAACACGAGAACCUGUCCCACAGUCACUUCCGCACAGCACAGGUCCCACUUCCUUCCCUCUCACUCCUCUGCAAUCGACAUGUCAACCAGGGUUGCCAGACACUACACAUGAAAAAAGGACAGACCUGCUUUAAAAAAAGGACAUUUGCCUCCAAAAAAGGACAGCACAACAAAAAGUAUUAUAACGUAGACAAGCGCCGCCGCCUCUUGAGGCCUCCCUUAAUUGCCUUCCCCGCGAGCGGUGAGGAGAAACCACCGCCAGGGAAAGUAAAGUCGUUAAGGAACUUGCAUCACCGGCAAGCUGCUCAGGGCCGCUCUAAGGGGAGCGCACAAGACAGCGCCCCCAGCAGAUAUGGAUGUGUGUGAGCUGGGGGGGACGUGGGGCCGACACAUGGUCCCGACCUUCUCGUGCGAUGACGUGGGAGUGGAUCGCAAGCCUUUCGAGAGCACCAUGCCCCUGCCUGACUCAAGCCACGCCGUCCAGCAGCUGCACGCACUCUUGCCCACCAGACCUGAUGUGGCUUUCCUCAGAACAGAUCCUGCUUUCUUGAUGCGCUUCCUUCGAGCCAGAAAGUUCAGGGUGGGAGACGCCUUCCUGCUGCUGUGCCACUACUUUGAGUACCGCCAACGCCACAGAGAUCUCUUCCGGGGCCUCAACGUGGGCGGUGAGUGUGAUGGCAAGGGUGAAACAGCCAUCCAGACAGCCCUUCUAGAUGGCCUGCCAGGGGUGCUGGCUGAGCGGGACCCAUGUGGAAGGCCUGUCAUAGUCCUCCUUGCUUCCAACUGGGACCACACAAAGUAUGACGUGAGAACAGUGUACCAGGCUGUGCUGCUGACCCUGGAGAGGUUGGUGGAGGAUGAGGCAGUGCAGUCCAAUGGAGUGGUAGCCAUCCUCGACUGGUCCAACUUUCCAGCCAGACUGACCACCAGUUUAUCACCAAAACUUCUCAGGCUCAUGCUGGAUGGACUACAGGAUGCUUUCCCACUGCGUCUGGGAGCCCUGCACCUUAUCAACCAGCCCUGGUAUGUGGAAGCAGCCUUGGGUCUUGCUCGGCCAUUCCUCAAGGAAAAACUACGUUCAAGGAUACAUGUUCAUGGGAAUAAUUUAGCCAGAUUACAUGCCCAAGUGCCACCGAGGCUCCUGCCUGCUGAGCUUGGAGGAGAGGGAGGAGAGUACCAUGCACUCACCUGGGCCUCCACCAUGCUUAAUUACACACCUGCUCAGCAAACCACUGAGAAGACUUCACCAGCCUCCCCAGCUACUCCCACACCAGACCCACCAAAAGCUGUGCAGAGUGCAGAUGUCAAAACUACAACAGUCAAUGUGAAGACUAACUCUUCCCUCCUCGAUACGACAGAAUGCUCAGCCAACACCGCAGCAGACUCCCAGAGCACCCCUCUGGUGACCAAAAGUGAAAUUACUGUAGAGCCAAGUAAAAGUUUUACCUCAAUAUUGUUUGGGUUGAGUGAUUCUAACAGUGCCACCAAUGGUAAUGUUAGUGAGGGAGAGGAUACCUCAUUGAAGUCUCAUUAGAGAUAGUUAUCAAAGCAAGAUGUAGAAUGGAAAUCAAUUUGAUUCAAGACUCAUUUUACAUACAUUGAAAAAGCUUUCACCAAGAGUUUUGCUUUAAAGCUGCAGUAUCAGCUUUUGUUCUAGUUUGCAUGUGGUGCUGGUGAAAGUUUGACAUGGUGAAUACCUUGUGUACUAUGUUCUUCCUGAAUCAUAUAUACGUAUAUGUAUACGUUCAUACAGUACUUUCACUCAGAAGUUAUUUAUUUCUCCAGUGCACAAGACAUUUUUACAUAUUAUUACAAACGUACUUAUUCCUGAGAAUCCAUUUAUUUUUUAUAACAAUUUUCUGCUGAUUGCCAAUGUUUACAUGAACUACAACACUCUUGCAUGGAGCCUUCACUGUAAUGUUAAACUGUUCUAGUCUUUUGUAUGUACUGAGAAUUCAUGACAAUAUGUUAGUAAGGCAUUGUCCUCAAGGAAGAACUGUGAUGACUCGGUCAAGGUUAUCUCUUGGUGGUAACAUCAUGUAAGCUGACUGGAAAUGCACCAAAGGGAAUCCUAUCUUCAUCAUGUGUUCUCGUAAUUUUUCUAUAAUUUGGAAUGCGAAAUAAUUAAGUAAUCAGAGUUUAGUAUUCUGAUGACUUGUAUUGGGCCAAGAAAGGAUUAGAAGAAUGUGAUUCACUCAGUAUGGGCUGCAAGAGAGUACUGCACAAAUGCAAAUUUCACUAUUUUACUCUCUCUCUCUCUCUCUCUCUCUCUCUCUCUCUCUCUCUCUCUCUCUCUCUCUCUCUCUCUCUCUCUCUCUGUGUGUGUGUGUGUGUGUGUUUGUCAAAGAAAUAAAGGAAUUAAACCUCUUCAUUUGUGGUCAGUUAUGAACUAAUCAUACCAAUACAACCAUUUGUACUCAAAUAAAUCUCAGUAAUAUUUUGGCCCACUAUUGUAUUCAUAUACUUAAUCAUAACUUAUUACUAGUCAAGUGUUCUCACAAGAAAAUAUUUGAGAUUUCUUCCCUAUAGUCUAUGAUUUCUCUUUGUAUUUAUUUUUUGGCAACAUAUCAGAAAGGUUUCUUCAGAUCCAGCUGUCUUAUCACAGGAGCAGGUGAUGCAGGUCUCAGGUGCUCAUCCCAUCCUCAAGCAUUUCAGUUUAUCAUAUCGAAGAAUUUAUCAAUUUCAUAACAAUUAUGUAAUUAAUUCUGGCCUUCAUGAUCAAGAAAAUUCCUUAAUACUGCUUUGCAGAGCUUCAAUAAUUUGCAUUCAAUACAGUAUAAAAUUAGAAAAUAUGAGCAACCAACAAAUGCAUUCAAUAAUGUCAGGGAUGGCUUUUGUUCACCAUUACUGAAGUUGCCAUAUUGCAGACAAACACAUACUGUAUUCCAGUUUGACAAAUGUAUGUAUGUAAUGUAGUGCUUGUAUAGCACUGUAUUUCUAUAACAAGCAAGCAAAAGUUACUUAUUACUGUACAAGAUUGAAAUCAAAUUAUGAUGAUUAUUUCUAUGUGAUUUGUAUUUAAGUCAUGAUUUCAGCCAGACCUUGAAGAAACCUAUUUGCAAGAUGUAUAAAGGCUUUUAAGUGAUGGGCUUUGAAAAUGCCAAUGUAGGCAAGUUGACAGUAAACAAAUAUUAAAAUUAUGAUUUUCAAUAUACAUGUGUAUAAUUUUUACUAGGCAAUAAAGUUUUAUACAAAAUA
Messenger RNA from Portunus trituberculatus (swimming crab), 3626 nucleotides. Its product is annotated as clavesin-2-like. Lineage: Eukaryota; Metazoa; Arthropoda; Malacostraca; Decapoda; Portunidae. Gene Ontology annotation, molecular function: phosphatidylinositol bisphosphate binding. The transcript has 6 exons. The coding region runs from base 781 to 1962 and encodes 393 amino acids. Gene Ontology annotation, cellular component: membrane. The record is from RefSeq and is a predicted model, not a curated record.